AUGCAAAGCUUAUUUUUUCUUUUGAAGUUCUCAAUUCUUCUUACCGUAACGAAAACUGAUUAUAGAAAGAAAACGGUCGUGAAACCAGCAAGAAGAUCUCAAAAUGUCCGGAAACCGAAACUUGCUCCGAUUCCACAAAUUUUUCCGAAUCCACCCGAGGUAGAUGACGUGGAAAUGGGAAACGAAGAAGAGGAAGCAGCGCCAGAUCAAAAGCCAGUAGAAUUCGAUGACUUAAGACCGGCAGGGAACCACGAUUUAAAUGUUCAAAAAUCAGAUGCUCAAGCCAGUAUUCAGGGUAAUAAUCCAGCACAGAAUUUCAUUCAAAACUUGAAAUCAGAAGAAGGCGUGGAUCUAAUAAAUGGAAGCCUCCACCAAGGAACGCUGUUUAAUGGUCGAAUCGACUAUGCGGAUCUGGAUAAUGGUGAACAUCCAGAAUUUAUGGUUCCCAAUGGAAUUGAACCCCCAAUGCAACACAACAAACGACAUUCAGAACUCAGGCAAGGAAACGCAAAACGGCCUAAAAUCGAGAGACAGGAAGAACCAGAAAUUGCAAAUCCACCAGAGACCAAUGAAGUAAAAAUGAGAAAGCCAGAGGAAUUAGAAGGAUUGGGACCAACUGUUCACAAUGAUUUGAAUAUUCAAAAUCAAAAUGCUGAAGCCAUAGCUCAUGAUAACAAUGAAGCACAGAAUUUUGGUCAGAAUACCCGAAAUCGAGUGAAAAUCGAAGAUUUUGUGGAAGAGAUUCAGCAAGCUCCAGAAGUAAUUAUUCUGGACAAAGAAGCGGAAAUACGCUCGCUUUCAAUUAAUUUGGAGGACUCUUUCCAAGAGAAAGCGUUGAGAGCUGUACGUUUGUUCAAGGCUAAUGAUCAGUUAAUUCCGAUUCAAGACUUCAACCAAUUGUUCAGCAUCGUUCUGAAGAACGUGAAGAGUGGACGACUUCAAAAUCCAACUGGAACUUCAAUAAAAUUGUGUCUAUUAUUCAAGCAUCUCGCAAGAUCUUUGAUUCGACCUUUGGGAGAAUUUCUUAUGGCUGAUACACUGAAAGUUCUCGAAGAAGAGAUUGAGAAGCUUGAAGGAAGCGAAGAAAAGAUUCCAUUAAAACAGUUCAAGGCAAACUCGACGGACUGA
Messenger RNA from Caenorhabditis briggsae, 1128 nucleotides. The transcript has 4 exons. Bases 1 to 1128 code for a protein of 375 amino acids. The record is from RefSeq and is a predicted model, not a curated record. NCBI's taxonomy places the organism in Eukaryota, Metazoa, Nematoda, Chromadorea, Rhabditida, Rhabditidae.